Messenger RNA from Chara braunii, 715 nucleotides. Lineage: Eukaryota; Viridiplantae; Streptophyta; Charophyceae; Charales; Characeae. The record is from the annotation of a GenBank genome assembly.
CUAAGGGUGCUGGGGUGGCAGUGCUUUGGCGUUUGUGCACUAGCUGGAGUGUGUUGAGGGAGAUCGUGGAAUCGUUGUUGUCACGUGCUUAUUUUUCUGUGUAGCCUUGUUCGGGUUUUAGUUCGCUAUGGCAGUUUCUCUAGUUGCGUGGGGCCAUGUUGGUGGUCGCGUAGUCAUGGCUUUCGAGAUGCGUGAUCUCCGAGACUUCCGCAUGGGUCGUGAGUUUGAGUUCACAGGAGCAGUUUCUCGGCACGAGAUUUGCCAUUACGAGAUCGAUGCAGGGGGGCAGUUGUCCUUACGUCUGGUGGUUGGGUUGGGCUAUGAUGAGGAGUAUCUGCGUGACGUCAUUGUGUAUGUGACGAAGGUGCACGAUGAUGUUCCAGACCGUCACGUUGGUGUAGGCGAGGACAUCGUCGAGUGUAUGGUGUGUUUGGUUACUACGGCAAUACUCUCAGAACAUGGUGAUUACCUAUCUUCAAUAGUGGAAUGGGAAGCAAUUCUGGAUGCGCCAUUGGCAGGCCGUGCCUAUAUGCAUGGCGACCUUCAAUUGUAAACCGAGGUGCAUAAACCAGUGCUAUAGGUGGUCUAGAUGGUCGAGUAGCAUCUGUGGUGUAUGUGACGAAGGUGCACGAUGAUGUUCAAGACCGUCACGUUGGUGUAGGCGAGGUCAUCGUCGAGUGUAUUUUGCGUCUGGUUAUUGCGGCAAUACUCUCAG